Cavenderia fasciculata is the source of this 993-nucleotide messenger RNA. RefSeq names its product tetratricopeptide-like helical domain-containing protein (gene sgtA). Gene Ontology annotation, molecular function: molecular adaptor activity; protein binding. Gene Ontology annotation, cellular component: membrane; TRC complex. Gene Ontology annotation, biological process: post-translational protein targeting to endoplasmic reticulum membrane. Lineage: Eukaryota; Evosea; Eumycetozoa; Acytosteliales; Cavenderiaceae. The transcript has 3 exons. Bases 1 to 993 code for a protein of 330 amino acids. The record is from RefSeq and is a predicted model, not a curated record.
AUGGAUAGAAAGAGAUUAGCAGUUAGUAUAUUACAAUUCUUAAAAUCAACAUUACCAUCCUUGUCAGAGGAUAGUGCAGAAAGUCUUUCUGUAUCUAUUGAUUGUAUCAGAGAUGCCUUUGGAGUAGAUGAAUCAGAUGUUCAAUUACAAUCAUCUCAAUCUUUACAAGAAAUAUUCAAUGCUCAUGCUGCUCCUGCAACAACCUCUACUACUUCUACUAGUUCAUUACCAGAUUUGCUAAAGGAGAUCAUGUCUGAUAUUCCAGAUCAAUUACAUCCAUCAUUUAAAAGCUAUAUUGAUAUUCUUCAAAGCAAGAAUGCUUUUGCUGAUCCAUCUCAAAUCGAGACAGUAUUAAAAUUCUCAAAGGAAAAGUUUGUAGAGAGUAAGAUGACAGAGAUUAAAGCAAUUGCAGAGGCAAUCAAGGUUGAAGGAAACACCAAAUUGAGUGCACAAGAUUUCCAAGGUGCUGUUGAAGCAUACACCAAGGCCAUUAAAUAUGAUGGUAGCAAUGCCAUCUACUAUGCCAAUCGUUCAUCUGCAUUUACCAACCUCAAGAUGUUUGACAAUGCCGUUCAAGAUGCCAACGAAGCCAUCAAGAGAAACCCAUCCUAUGGAAAGGCAUACUUUAGAUUAGGAUCUGCUCUCUUCUCACUCGGUCAAAACCAAGAAUCUGUCGAUGCAUUCCGCAAGUCUAUCGAGUUGGAACCAAAUAAUGAAGUCUACAAGGCUUCACUCCAACAAGCAGAGUCCAAAUUGGGUAGUGUUGGUAGUGUCUCAUCACCACCAGCAGGUGGUAUGCCAGACCUUGGUGGUAUGGAUCUUGGUAACUUGUCAGGCCUCUUGAGCAAUCCAAUGAUGCAAAACAUGGCUAAAAACCUCAUGUCCAAUCCACAAAUGCAACAAAUGAUGCAAAAUGGUAAUCUUGAAGAUAUGGCUCAAAAUAUGAUGAAGAAUCCAGAAUUUAUGAAUAUGUUUGGUAGUAUGAUGGAUUAA